UCCAAUUAACGAGGCACGAUUCGUCUGGUAUAAAGUGAAGAACGUCGCCCAUCCAAAAGUCGGAAGAUGUCGUUCAGGUAACCCGAGACCAUUUUCUCUGCGUUAUCAAAAGGACGAAAACGACAAGCGAAAUCUAACGGAAAAACAGCGGCGAAAAGGACGCUUUAAGUGAAACGAAAGCUCGGAGCUUCGCGAUGAAGUUGAAACUGAAAAUCGCCGUUUUGGCCUGCGCGGUUUGGUUGACGGUUUGCUUUCUACUCUACACCGAGGACCACGCGGCUGCUGCUGACCAAAGGCAUCCACCACCUUCCGGCCUCGCCGCACCCCAAUCUGCAAACGGUUUUGCACCCCUGGCGGUUCCCCUUCGCCGAGACACCCCUGCUAAUGGACACAGCAAGACAAAGAUCAACAUCCAGGCGGGCCCCGAACAAGGUGGCGGUGUCCUCGCCGCUCCUAGAGAACCCGAUGCAUCGGCACCAGGUGAGAUGGGUCGGGCCGUUGUUCUGCCAACGAAUCUCACUGCCGAGAUGAAGAAGCUCGUCGACGAUGGCUGGCUCAACAACGCCUUCAACCAGUACGCGAGUGACCUGAUAUCCGUGCAUCGGACCCUCCCCGAUCCCAGAGACCAGUGGUGCAAGGAGCCGGGAAGAUACAGAACCGAUCUUCCACCAACGGCAGUGGUGAUUUGCUUCCAUAACGAGGCUUGGUCCGUGCUUUUGAGGACCGUUCAUUCCGUCCUUGAUCGUUCGCCGCCUCCGUUACUGCAGGAAAUUAUCCUCGUCGACGACUACUCGGAUAUGCCCCACCUGAAGCGGCAGCUCGAGGACUACAUGAUGAAUUACCCGAAGGUAAGGAUCAUCAGGGCUCCGAAGAGGGAGGGACUGAUCAGGGCGCGUCUUCUCGGCGCCGCGGCUGCCAAAGCGCCGGUUCUCACCUACUUGGACAGCCACUGCGAGUGCACCGAAGGUUGGCUGGAGCCUCUGCUCGACCGAAUCGCCAGGGACUCGACGACGGUCGUUUGUCCUGUAAUCGACGUCAUCGACGACUCGACGCUUGAGUACCACUGGCGGGACUCCGGUGGCGUCAACGUCGGUGGCUUUGACUGGAACCUCCAGUUUAAUUGGCACGCCGUGCCUGAACGGGAAAAGAAGAAGCACCAGAACUCAGCCGAGCCGGUCUGGUCACCGACCAUGGCAGGAGGUCUCUUUUCCAUCGACCGUGCCUUCUUUGAAAGACUCGGCACUUACGACAGCGGCUUCGAUAUAUGGGGUGGUGAGAACCUCGAGCUGUCUUUCAAGACCUGGAUGUGCGGAGGUACCCUUGAGAUCGUGCCGUGUUCCCACGUCGGGCACAUAUUCAGAAAACGAUCGCCUUACAAAUGGAGGAGCGGAGUAAACGUUCUGAAACGCAACAGUAUCCGCCUUAGCGAAGUCUGGCUCGACGACUACGCCAAGUAUUACUACCAGCGGAUUGGACAGGACAAAGGAAACUACGGGGAUGUAUCGGACCGCAAAGCUUUGCGGAAGAAAUUAAAUUGCAAACCGUUCAAGUGGUACCUCGACAAUAUAUAUCCGGAAUUAUUCAUUCCGGGUGAAGCUGUCGCUUCUGGCGAGGUUCGAAAUCUCGGAGAGGGUGCAUCGACGUGCUUAGAUUCACCGGCCCGAAAAGCGGACCUUCACAAACCGGCCGGACUCUACCCUUGUCAUCGUCAGGGCGGAAACCAGUACUGGAUGCUGAGCAAAACGGGAGAAAUUCGCAGGGACGAAUCGUGUCUCGAUUACAGCGGGACGGACGUGAUUCUUUAUCCGUGUCACGGCAGCAAGGGAAACCAGCAGUGGAUAUACGACGCCCAGACGAAGCAGAUCAGGCACGGAAGCAGCGACAAGUGCCUCGCGAUUACCGAGAGCAAGCAGCGGCUCCUCAUGGAGGAAUGCUCGAUGUCGGCACCGCGGCAGCGAUGGUCCUUCGAAAACUACGACCCCUCGAAGCUGUGAUACCGGCCUGUCUCCGAAUUCCAGCUCAGUCGCCUUCAGCCACAGCUUCGGCAUCGUUCCGAGGGCUUCUGGAUCGGUGGACAGCGAUAUUCCGUUGCUAGGACGCGAUUCGGGUGAUAGUAGGCGGCUACGCGAGUCACUGUACCCUGCACUGCACUGCCUGCCUCUUCUACAGGGAGGAUUCGUUCGCAAGGGUGGAUAAAACCCCGAUGAAACGGAUAAUAAUAAUU
Messenger RNA from Diprion similis, 2224 nucleotides. RefSeq names its product putative polypeptide N-acetylgalactosaminyltransferase 9 (gene Pgant9). Gene Ontology annotation, cellular component: Golgi apparatus. The record is from RefSeq and is a predicted model, not a curated record. Bases 195 to 1994 code for a protein of 599 amino acids. Lineage: Eukaryota; Metazoa; Arthropoda; Insecta; Hymenoptera; Diprionidae. The transcript is spliced from 10 exons.